UGAGUCCUGAAAACCAUGGAGAGAUUUCAAUGACACAUUUUGAAAAGAAGGAGGAGACUCAACCGGAACAGGAGACACACCGAGAACAACCUUUGCCUGCCCACACAAAAGACAACAAAUUGUCUGGGAGACAGUUGGUGCUGCGGCGAGGGCUUCUGGUCCUUGGGGUCCUUGUGGUCCUGCUUGUGGGGGUUUUAGUGAGAGUAUAUGUCAAAAUUCAGUGAUGUGUGUGAAGGGCAUUCACUUUCCAGACCCAAAGACAGUUCUUCAUUCUUGCAAGAGUAGGGUACCAGCCCAACAGACAGACUGACAGACCACCAGAGGGGUAUCUGUGGGCAAUUUAACUCCUUCCCCUCCUUACAUGCAGUUCCCUCCUCUCUCUUCAUUGGCUACCUAGGGAAGGUAAAGUUUGUCUGACAGAAGCCUGAUGUCUUCUUUACCCUGCUCCCUGUGAAGGCCUUUUGUCGGUUUCUAAAAGCAAGUGAUUGAACUAUAGGGAGCAACUUCUUAACUGCCAGUGCUGCAGAGUUAGCAUAGCGUUCCAUUCUUAAUUGACUACUCCCUUUCGCUUUUGUUUAGAAACCCUUUCAAAUGCAUGACUGCAGAAGACCAUUUAAAAUCUUUCUUACAUGAGGCAAGAUGCCUGCAUGAUACACAUGGGGUUACCUCCUGAGAAGCCCUUCAGAAGGUGUAAAUACCCUAAGUCAGGGCUGGGCAUAUAGCUCAGUGGUAGAGCAUGUGUUUAGCAUGCUGAAGGCCCUUGGUUCAAUCCCCAGCACCACCAAGACAACAAUAAAAAGAAAAAAAAAAAAAUAUUGUUGACAGUACAUUUAAUACACCUUACCUCCAAAACAUCCUAGUUUAGCAGCUAUAGCAUAGAGUGUCUGUUGCCCUCGUGACUGACGAGCUGACCCAGAGCUGCGGCUGUUUGUCUAGCAUCCUGACGGAGGAUUGUAGCACACACAUAUUGCUACCUGAAGAUUGCUACCCCUGUGAUCUCACACACAUAUUGCUAAUCUGAAAAGCUUCAGAUUUAAAGUACAUUUUCUACUAUGUUGAGCCCUUAAAAUUCAGACCAUCUUAAGUUGAGGGCCACUUGUGCUUUUGAGUUUAUAGAUAAAUAAUUCAUAGGUCCAGCAAUGGCAGUUCAUUUUCACCUAAUGUAAUUCAGCUGUGCCCAUGGAUUUUUAAGAACUGAGAAUUCAAAUAUUUUUCUAAUGAAGAAAAGGAGCUAAGGCAAACAUUAUAUUUUGGCCCAAGACAGUGUGUGAAAGGUGACUCUAGAGUAAUAAUUCACCAGUCUCAACCAAUGAUCACUGUGGAUCCUGCAUUUAUCUAUGACUUUCAUGUUUCUCAUGCUUACUGUUUUCUAAGACACAAACUUAUAUACAAAGUGUUUAAGGAUUCUUACUGUGUGAUUUUUAAAAAUACAUUUUACAUAUAUCUUGCCUUGUGUCAUAGAUUAUUAUUCACAGGCAAAUGGCAUCCAUUAAUCUUUUGUUGGCUUCCAGGUCUCAGGCGCUGUUGGUACAUAGUUAAGGGAAGUCUUUGGAGCUUGAAAAUCCAAAGGAAAAUCACCCCAACGCAUGGGGGGCGGUGUCAGAAGGCAGUUUUCAGGAAGGGCUUAGUAAGGCUGCUUCUUUCAGCCGUCGUGGAAUUAAAUGCACACCACCGAUCAGAAAACCGCCCCGUACACUGAGCACAAUCAGCGCUAGAAUGGAUACAUGUCUAGACGAGGUCUUCGCCCUGAAAGAACAGAUAAGGAACGAAAUCAGAAACGCUAUUACUGUGAGUAUAACCCCGCUGCCGCGCCUGCGCCCCAACUCCCUCACUGCCGGGGAUGGGACCAGGGCUGGCCGCAGGCUCCACCGCUGAGCCACACUCCUGUCCCCCAGCUGCGGAUUGUGGUUGGGGCCAUCACAAGGCGUCUCCAACCUCAGGACCUCCUUAAACUGAACCUCAUUUUCCAGGCACCCUGGUAAAGCUUCGUACUGAGCAUGGGCUCCAGGUGGGACCCCAGGGAUGCCCUCUCCCCAGCUGUGUUAGGAAGCCCUGGCAUCCCUGUCUUUGCGCUCCUCAUCGCGCACCCCUGGCCGCCUAGAGGGGUCUCAAGCGCUCUGCCCUCCCCCGCGCCCCGCGGGCAUGCCCAGCUCCUCCCAAUCCAGCGAUGCAGCGGCGCCCCGGGGCCAGGCGGGGUGCAGCUCCGCCCGUGCUCCGAGCUCGCAGCUUUUGCAACCUACAAAGUUUCUGCUCAGAAGCCAGAGCGGCCUCAGGCGCCCCGCUACCCCCGCAGGCCCCUCCCCGCCCCUCCCCCUCCCCGGGUUCCGCGGGCGGCGGUUGCGGGGGGGCUGGUCCCGCAGCUGGCCCGCCUUGGCGGGCCCGGUGGUCCUUGCGCAGCUGAUGAUCUUUCUCAUCAGCGUGGUCAGCUCCAUAUUCUGCGGCCAUCUGGGCAAAGUCGAGCUGGAUGCGGUCACACUUGCCACCUCGGUUGUGAACGUCACUGGGAUUUCAGUGGGAACUGGCUUAGCCUCUGCUUGUGACACGCUAAUGUCUCAGUCCUUCGGCGGCAAGAACCUGAAACGUGUGGGGAUCAUACUUCAGAGAGGAAUCCUUAUCUUGUUGCUGUGUUGCUUCCCUUGCUGGGCUGUCUUCAUCAACGCUGAGCGCCUCCUCCUGCUCUUAAAACAAGACCCUGAGGUUUCCAGGAUAGCCCAGAUUUAUGUGAUGAUUUCCAUUCCUGCUCUUCCUGCAGCAUUCCUAUUCCAGCUGCAGACAAGAUAUUUACAAAGUCAGGGCAUCAUCAUGCCCCAAGUUAUUAUUGGAAUUGCAGCGAAUGUCAUCAACGUGGGCAUGAAUGCCCUCUUGCUGUAUGCCCUGGAUCUCGGAGUAGUAGGGUCUGCCUGGGCCAACACCACCUCCCAGUUCUUCCUGUCUGCUCUUCUUUUCCUAUAUGUGUGGUGGAAGAAAAUUCAUAUCAACACCUGGGGAGGUUGGACGAGGGAGUGCUUCCAAGAGUGGGGCUCCUACAUCCACCUGGCUGUUCCCAGCAUGUUCAUGGUAUGCAUUGAGUGGUGGACCUUUGAAGUCGGGACCUUCCUGGCAGGACUGAUUAAUGUGACAGAGCUUGGAGCCCAAGCUAUCAUUUAUGAACUGGUCUCUGUGGCCUACAUGGUGCCCCUUGGCUUUGGUGUGGCUGCCAGUGUUCAAGUGGGCAAUGCUUUGGGGGCAGGGGAUGCUGAGCAGGCCCGAUGCUCCUGUACCACUGUUCUCCUGUGUGCUAGUGUGUGUGCUCUUACAGUGGGAGUUCUGCUCACAGCUUUGAAGGAUGUGGUUGCCUACAUAUUCACCCGGGACAAGAACAUCACUUCCCUUGUGAGCCGUGUGAUGCCGAUUUUUGCUCCCUUUCAUCUCUUUGAUGCGCUGGCAGGCGCCUGCGGCGGAGUACUGAGAGGUACUGGAAAGCAAAAGAUUGGUGCUCUCCUGAAUGCCAUUGGUUACUAUGUGCUCGGCUUUCCCAUUGGAGUGUCUCUGAUGUUUGCUGCUAAGCUUGGGAUAAUAGGCCUCUGGUCUGGAUUGACAGUUUGUGUCUUCUUUCAAGCCCUUUUCUAUUUGCUGUGCAUCCUGAGAACAAACUGGAAUGGAGCUGCAGAGCAGGCACAGAUUCGAGCUGGGCUAAAAGGCAGUAAAGACCCCACGCUGACCCCAACAGAUCAACUGAACCUGGAAAGAGAAGUAACUGAUGGCGUGAUUUUACCUGAUAUUAUCAGACCGGAGAGUCAGACUGCUCAACUGAUGGCACUGGAAGAAAAUCAGUAUGUGCUUCCUACCAUUGGAGAGAUCUUGACAGGGAGACAGUUGAUUUUCUAUCGUGGAACAGCAUUAGCUCUUGCUAUUGCUAGCCUUGUGGCGGGAAUUUUAGUAAGAGUUUUUCACUGGCCAUAAGUAAAAUAGAAAAAGCAUCGCCAGUCUAUAAAUUCGAAGUGAUAACUUUAUGCUGUAUAUGAGGUAGGAAACAUGGUCUUGUUAUUUGGAUGGUGUUUUCACUGUCAACUGUGGGAGGAGAGGAUAUCAGUGAUGUUUCCUUAGUUAUUCUGAGAAAUUGCCCACUGUAUUAGAGAUAAAGAAAGAGCUGUGCUUUUGGCAGGGGUGGUGGGGAGCGUUACACCCAGGUCCUUGUGAGUGCUAAGCGUGUGCUUUCUACGCCUGCACUCUCAGCCCCAAGGGGCUAUAAUUUUAAGUAUACUUUUCUUUCUUAACUUUAUCAUGCUUUCUAAAUAUAUACAUUUGAUAUUCCCUACUGUAAAUGUUCUUUACUCUUUCUCAUAUUGAAUAUUUUUCCCCUUUCAGGUUUAUUGUUUAAUGCCAUGUAAAAUAUUAUUACUUGUUUAUAUUUCUCUUUUAAUAUACUUUGUCUUGGCAGGGAGUAUAUAUUAAGUGCCUAUUAAGUCUUACGUAAUAUAAGCUUUUAUUAAAACGAGCAUUUUAAAAUUUUAAAUGUAUGCUGACAGUAUUGGAGACUGUCAAUGUAAAAAAGAUCACUUACAUUUCUUGUUUUAUAACAAACUUUUGUGUCAACUUUUAUAUGUAAUUGGAAAAUAAAUCUGUGUUCCCUGGCUACUCAGUUCCCACAA
This is a messenger RNA of Chinchilla lanigera (long-tailed chinchilla), 4631 nucleotides long. RefSeq names its product multidrug and toxin extrusion protein 2-like. Gene Ontology annotation, cellular component: membrane. Lineage: Eukaryota; Metazoa; Chordata; Mammalia; Rodentia; Chinchillidae. Gene Ontology annotation, molecular function: xenobiotic transmembrane transporter activity; antiporter activity. Gene Ontology annotation, biological process: xenobiotic detoxification by transmembrane export across the plasma membrane. The record is from RefSeq and is a predicted model, not a curated record.